This is a messenger RNA of Schizosaccharomyces cryophilus OY26, 1556 nucleotides long. RefSeq names its product 3-oxoacyl-[acyl-carrier-protein] reductase. The record is from RefSeq and is a predicted model, not a curated record. NCBI's taxonomy places the organism in Eukaryota, Fungi, Ascomycota, Schizosaccharomycetes, Schizosaccharomycetales, Schizosaccharomycetaceae. Bases 616 to 813 code for a protein of 65 amino acids. The transcript has a single exon.
GUUCAGUAUAUAUACGGUACCUUUACGUUAUCGUUAUAUAGAAACAUGAAGUAGCACUGCUAAUGUCAGAGUGUCACUGUCAAUGUUACGAUAGGUGUUUUGUUAACAUUAUAUAUAUUACAGUACCGGUGAUACUAGACUUGUUGAAUAUUAGCGAAUGCCGCCAUAAGCUUAAAGAAUCGAGGCAUAAAUACACAAGCUGGACAAUAUUCCCUGAUACUUAAUCAUUAAGUAAUUUACUGCGGACGCCAAAAAUGACACAGAAUACACUUGUUGUUCGACGACAAAAGUUCACAAAGGUUUUUUUAUAAUUAGAUGAAUAUUACAUAACUUUUAAUCUAAUAUUACCGUGGAUCUGGAAAGGGCUAAAAAACAAUCUCUCCCUCCAAGGUAAAGUGGCAAUCGUUACAGGUGCCUUAUGAGGUGUUGGAGCAGGAAUAGCUGAGAAAUUUGCACGUCGCGGUGUUAAAGUAGCUAUUAUCUUCAUCUCUGACAGCAGCAAUGACGCAACUGAACAGUUGGUAAAUAAAUAAAUAAAUAAAAGACUUUGGUACUUCGGCAGAUGCAAUUAAGAUUCAAGCAUAUUUGCGUGAUGUUUCUAGAGUGAAAUAUAUUAUGGAUACCACUGUUCAAGCUUUUGGUUCCACCAUUCAUAUCCUUGUCAAUAACGCAGGAUAUUUAACUGAGCCAAAACCUAUAGAGAUGGCGAUAUUGGAAGAUUAUAACCAAACUUUUGAUGCAAACAUUCGUGCCGCCUGCAUCAUGACAGAUAGCAUGGCUCUGAAUGUUUCCCAAAACGGAAAAGAUCAUUAAUAUUGGAAGUAUUAACGGAAGGGAAGGCUUUCCACAACAAUAUCUGAACAGCGAAAGCAAGUCGGCUCUUGAAAGUUUCACAAAAUGAUGGAUUGCUGAGUUAGGCCCAUAGGGCCAUACCGUGAAUCAAGUCAAUCGAGGAGUUGUUGUAACGGAUAUGGUAAGAAAAAGUCAAAGUCUAAUCAAGCAGUUCUCAGAACUGACUCCUUCUGAAAAACACUAUGGACAGCCUCAAGAUUUAGCGAUAGUUGUUGGUUUUCCUUGCCGAAGAUAGCGGUCAAUGGCUCGCGGGGCAGGUGAUUUCAGCUUCCGGUGGGUAGGGAAUGUAUUAGUUUGAGUCAUUUCAGCAAAAUGUUAGAGCAAUCCUAACAUUACUAUAUGUUAUUUUACGACUUACUGGACCAAAACAAACAACGGAAAGUCUUUGGUUCAUGUGCGUUCAUAAGUUCACGAGUCAUUAAAUUUUUCUUUUUUUUUUUUGGUAUUUACUAGCGUAGAAUGGAAUCGCUAUCUACAGAUAAUCUAAGCGUUUCCAGUGAAAUUUCAACUUGGGAAGAAUUCGCAGAUGAGCUGAUUGAUUUGUUUCAUCAAUUAAUCUGAUUGUCAAGUCAAGCAGGUGCAAUUGAAUCUUUACUAUAUAAAAAAUAAUAGUCUAUCACUUCAAUGUACUUUAUUUAACCAAAUAGUUGACCUUUACUUUUUCACUCAUAGUUGUAUUACUACUUUAUAGUAUUAUGCCCGUG